Quercus lobata is the source of this 1971-nucleotide messenger RNA. RefSeq lists its product as uncharacterized. Bases 235 to 1326 code for a protein of 363 amino acids. NCBI's taxonomy places the organism in Eukaryota, Viridiplantae, Streptophyta, Magnoliopsida, Fagales, Fagaceae. The record is from RefSeq and is a predicted model, not a curated record. The transcript is spliced from 4 exons.
UGAUUCCUGAACCUCAGAACCUGAUUCAGUGAGGUGAGCAGUUGAGACUUGAGAGAGGCGGAGGGCAGAGAAUCAGAGAGAGGCUGAGGCGGUCCAGCUGGAGACUGAACAGUGGAGACUGGAGACUAGAGAGAGGCGGAGAGCACAGACUAGAGUGAAAGGAUCCUUUGUGGUUGUGGCAUUGCAUUAUAGACAGGGAUAACUAUUCCACUUUUGUGGGAGAUUGCUGAAACAAUGCAAAAUCUGCACCGUGUUAUAUCCCGAUUGUCAUCCACUUCACUAGGCUCAAGCACUACAACAGCCAGAGUUUUGACAGACAAAACAAAAACUAAGUUGAGAAAUGAUGCAAUCAACUUGAGAGCCUUUUCAGCAAAAUCUGGUGAAAAUGAUGGGAAAGAUGAGUGGGAUAAGAGUGUGGCAGGAUCAUUUGGUAAUACGACGUCAGCUGAUUUGGGGUGGGAUUCUGUGUCCUCUUGGUCGACUGGGUUGACCAAGGAGCAUUUUGAUGGUGAGGCACCCCCACCUAGUGGAGGAGACACGUCACAUUCUUUGGUAAUCUCUGGAUUGCAAGAAAUUGAUGAUAGGUUGAAAGAAUUGGAGGCGGAGAAUCGAAAGAGUAAGGCAUUUGUGGAUGGGUGGGGUGAGAGGAUGCGGGAGAUGAGUGUGCUAUUGAAGCAAGUAAGAGAGCCUGGUGCUAGAGGGUCUUAUCUGAAGGACUCGGAGAAGGCCGAGAUGUAUCGCUUGCACAAACAGAACCCCGAGGUGUACACAGUCGAGAGGCUAGCCAAGGAUUAUAGGAUUAUGAGGCAGAGAGUGCAUGCCAUUCUUUGGUUGAAGGAGCUUGAGGAGGAAGAGGAGAAAAAGCUUGGGCAUCCUUUGGAUGAUUCUGUUGAGCUCUUGCUUGAUACUUGUCCUGAAUUUUUUAAUUCUCAUGACAGGGAAUUCCAUGUGGCUUCCCUUCCUUACAAACCUGACUUCAAAGUCAUGCCAGAGGGUUGGGAUGGUACCACCAGAGAUCUCGAUGAAGUCCACUAUGAGAUAUCCCAGAAAGAAGAUGAAAUGCUUUAUCAAGAAUUUCUCCAGAAGAUGAACUUCAACAAAAAGAAAUUGGCAGGGGAGGUGAAAUGCCACAAGUAUAGCCGACGCCGUCCUUCAGAGGGGUGGAAUUUCACGGUAGAGAAAAUGGGACCACGAGGGAAACGUGGAGGCGGUGGUGGCUGGAAAUUUGUCAGCUUGCCUGAUGGUUCCAGUCGACCUCUAAAUGAAAUGGAGAAAAUGUAUGUGAAGCGAGAGACCCCCCGCCACCGACGGAAGAUAUUGCCGUGAUGACCAUGUCUAUGUUUUUUAAUCAAUCUCAAUAUCAAGGAUUUUUGUAGCUUUUGUGUUUUCAACUGAGGUGUUGUUAUCAUCAUUUUAUUUGCCUCAAUUUUUAUUUUAUAUUUUUCUUCUGUUGCAUUAGUAUUAAGACUUUUUAGGAAGCAACUUUGUUUUGAACAAAGGUGCCCUGUGAGCAGUACUUCCUCCUUGCCUCUUAUUGAGUCUAAGCUUGAGGAAACUUUAGGUGAAAAUUAAUGCAGCUUCAAGCAAUUAGAGAUAUUAAAAGCCUGGGUUUCUCUUAAUGCUGCUGCAGUCUUCUCAAAGCUCGGACUAACCUAGUGGAGUGUUUGGAAACAUAUUUUGCUGCAAUCCUGAGCAGCAGAGUUGUCUGCUCUAUCAAUAGUGAAGCAAUUAUCACUUGGAUGUUUAAACACGACUGAAGUCCAUCGGAAUAGAAGUCCAAUGCCACAAGUACAGCUAAUGGAGUGGCUCAUGAACUUUCUUCUGUAUGAUUUAGAUCCUUGCCAUUUCCAAAAUAAUUUCCAUUCUUGGCAUUAGACAUAUUCUUUCUUCAUUAGUUUUGUUAAAGUGUUUUUAACUUUAUAUCAAGUUUUGGCUUACUAAUAAUUUUAGUGCAAUUUUGGAGAAUGAAUA